AUGGCGUCUCAGGAAGUUCAGAACUUCUUCCAGCCUCUCUCUUCCUGGAUAUCUCGGGUUUAUGAAGCUCUCCAGCAAGCAGGAGAUACACUAUCUGCUUCGCUGGUUAACUUGAGCAAACAAGACUCUAAAUUGAGUGACAAGCUAGACCAGGACUUAGAUGAUAUUCAGAUUCAGGAAACUUACUUUGAAGAUGAAGAACAAGGCAAUGAUUGGAGUCAAGAAGAUGCAAAUUCUUUGUUUCUUGAAGUGGAUCAUUUUUCCUGUUGUAAUAGUGAUUUGCAGGACUCUCCCCAAAGUGCAAGCCCCAGACUUAGCCGACAUGCAAAUGCAAAGGACUCAUGUUCCAUAAUGUCCCAGUGGCCCAAUCAGACCCUUGAUGACCAAAAGCCACCACAUGUGCUUUCUUCUAUUGCUGAGGAAGAACAUCACCUUGAAAAGCAAAGGAGUGGCCUUCAACACAGCUUUGACAGCCAGCUCUCUGGUGUUUUAGAAAAUGUUAAUGGACAAAAGCAAGUUAACAGCUUUGGAGGUGAUGAAGAGCCGUGCACAUCUUCUGACAGUGACGAGGAGGUGAUCAAACAAUUUGAGAUUUCUGUGUCCCGGUUCCAGAGUUUCCGUUCAGGAGCAUCUAAGAAAGGAAAGCAGACGGGAUUGGAGCAGAAACCAAAAUUUGGCCGCUUGCUCUCUCCCCACGAAGAGGAUGGCACAGGGGUGUCUGCCUGUGAAGACUUGGAUGGAACCAGCCAACUGAAUUAUUCUGAGAAUCCGUCUCCUGGUGAAGAUGACCCUAGCUCUGCCCACUCACAGUCCCCAUGUGAGGUGGGGGAUACCAGGCACCAUGGUGCAUCUCCCCAGGAGACCAGUGUGGUCCACAGCGUCAGUCGCCAGUCCACUCAGGGCAGCUUGGAGACGGAGACAGCUUUCAAGAACCGGGGAUUUGGAGACUCCUAUGCCACUGACAACUCUUCCAUGUGGAGUCCAGAGGAACAGGAUGGGACCAAUUUUCAGGUGCCAUCUGGGGUCCCAGAGCCCAUCUCAAAAUGUGGCGACCUGGAUGUCAUCUUUGAAUAUAGAGCUGCCAGCCAGAAGCUCACAGUGACCAUUGUGAGAGCACAGGGCCUCCCGGAUAAGGACCGAAGCGGCGUCAACUCCUGGCAAGUUCAUGUAGUGCUGCUACCCAGUAAGAAACAGAGGGGCAGGACAAGCAUACAGCGAGGGCCCAGCCCUGUCUUCAAGGAGAAGGUUACCUUCACCAGGCUGGAGGCCAGAGAUGUGGCUACCUGUGCUGUCCGCUUCCGCCUGUACGCUGCCCGCAAGAUGACCCGUGAGAGAAUGAUGGGAGAGAAGCUGUUCUAUCUCAGUCACCUGCACCCAGAAGGGGAGAUGAAAGUGACUCUGGUCCUGGAGCCAAGAAGUAAUAUCAGUAGUGGAGAGUCUCCGCUCAGCCCAUCUGCAGUGUCUCACAGCGACAGUGCUUCAUCCACACAGUCGCUGGCUCAUGGAGGGGUGCCAGAGCUGCUGGUGGGGCUGUCCUACAACGCCACAACGGGGCGAUUAUCUGUGGAAAUGAUCAAAGGCAGCCAUUUCCGAAACCUCGCUGUUAACAGAGCACCGGAUACAUAUGGAAAGCUCUUUCUCCUCAAUUCUGUGGGUCAAGAGAUGUCACGCUGCAAGACAUCCAUUCGACGUGGUCAGCCCAGUCCUGUCUAUAAGGAGACCUUUGUUUUCCAGGUGGCCCUCUUUCAGCUCUCUGAUGUCACGUUGAUGAUUUCCAUUUAUAAUAGGCGUACUAUGAAGCGUAAAGAGAUGAUUGGUUGGAUUGCUCUGGGCCAGAACAGUAGUGGAGAGGAGGAACAAGACCACUGGGAGGAGAUGAAGGAGGCCAAAGGUCAGCAGGUCUGCAGGUGGCACACCUUGCUCGAGUCCUAGGUUUGCCAACGGGCAUUUGUGUGCUACAUCCACCCUGGUGACCCGUGUUACGACCACUGGUACCAACUGAGCGCAUGCUGGCAGGCUUUGUAAAGACAGGCUUUCAAUAGCGAUUGGAUUCUACUAACCCCUAGGAUAUUCUGGGAGUGGGGGGAUCUUUGGGUUUCUCAAAGGUUUGAUUUGGAUUUAAGUAUUGUAAUUUUUAAAAAUCCUAAAUAAUCAGUCAACUAUAUGGAAAAUGUUAACGUAGUUGCAAGCAGUGAUGAUGUGUUAAUUUGUGUUAAUAGCUUAUUGAGUUUUGGUUCAGGCUAUGGAAUGAAGCUUCUGCUGUCUCUGUUUGCUUGAAGAGUAACCUGAGAUUGCAAGAGAGCUGUUAAAUGUUACUAUUUGCAACCACUUAUGAGUAUGAAUCAGAAUUUUCUUAAUAUGGUGCGAAAAACUCCAAAACACAGAAAUGAGUCAGAUGCCGAGGCUCAUAGAAGAAUGUAACUGUCAUCCAUAAUCCCCUAUUUCACAUUUUUCCCUUUAUCAAAAAAAAAAAAAAAACCACCCUCAUUUAUUUACCUAACAAAUAAAUGUUAUAAACUUGCACUUAGAAAACAAAUUUGUAUUAAUUAAAUACCUCUUUUUAUCUCAUUUAUAUAUUGUGGUUUACUAUGAGAUUUGGUUAGAUGAAUCAUUUUGAAGCUGAAAAAAGAGUUCAAAAACUACUUGUCUCCUUUUGACUGUGUAGGAUUUUCCAGCUUACAACUUUCAAGGUUUUUAUGCUGUUUUUCUCACCUAAUAAAUUCCUACAGAAUGAGAAAAGCAAAACC
Molecule: messenger RNA, 2747 nt
Organism: Ceratotherium simum simum (southern white rhinoceros)
Lineage: Eukaryota; Metazoa; Chordata; Mammalia; Perissodactyla; Rhinocerotidae
Gene: SYT16
Product: synaptotagmin 16
Molecular function (GO): phospholipid binding
Source: RefSeq, a predicted model, not a curated record